This is a messenger RNA of Parasteatoda tepidariorum (common house spider), 2481 nucleotides long. Lineage: Eukaryota; Metazoa; Arthropoda; Arachnida; Araneae; Theridiidae. The record is from RefSeq and is a predicted model, not a curated record.
AUGUUGCCUCCUAAAAUUGAUCCACAUAAGGCAUAUAUCCCACCAGUUGAUUUCAAAAUGGGCGAGUCANUUCCGAUAAAAAAAACGAAUGUAUCUUUUAGAAGUUAUACGGGACAAAUUUUUAAGCCUCUUGGUGUUGCUCAGAUUAAAGUAUCAUAUCAAAAUAAAUCUAGCUUUGAAGAUUUGUAUGUUGUUUCGAUAAAGAAAAAUUCUAUAUUAGGGCGUGAUUGGAUUAGAAACUUGAAUAUUAAUUUAAAUGAUCUUCACAUUAUUUCUGCACAAAAUACAAGUAUUAAACCCAGCAUUUCUUCUACUGAUUUUUCUAUACAGAAAAUUAUUGAUUCUUUUUCUGAUGUGUUUGAACCUAAAAUUGGUUGCAUUCCUGAUUAUACUUGUACACUAAAGCUAAUUCCAGAUGCUAAACCCAUUUUUAUUAAACCACGUACUGUACCGUAUGCUUUAAAAUCAAAAGUAGAACAAGAAUUAGAUAAAUUAGAAGCGGAAGGUGUAAUAGAAAAAAUAGACGUAUCAGAAUGGGGUACACCCCUAGUAGUUGUCCCAAAGCAUGAUGGCACAAUUCGUAUUUGCGCAGAUUUUAAAGUUACAAUUAACAGUCAGCUUCAAAAUGCCAGACACCCAAUUCCUAGAAUUGAGGACAUUUUCAAUAAAUUACGCGAUGGGAAAUAUUUCUGUACGCUCGAUAUCCACAAAGCAUAUUUACAUUUGAAAGUCGAUGAAGAAAGUGCAAAAUAUCAGACUCUUUCUACUCAUAGAGGUACAUACUUAGCAAAAAGAUUAUUUUUCGGAAUAAAAACUGCACCAAAUGAAUUCCAUAAAUUUAUUGAUCAGUUUGUCCAAGAUUUGGAUGGAACUAUUGCCUACUUUGAUGAUAUUAUCAUCCAAGGAAAAGAUAAACAAGAUUGCCAGCAACGUUUAAUUAAAGUAUUAGAAAAGUUACGGGAACAUAAUUUGCAUCUUAAUCUUAACAAAUGUAGAUUUUUCGAGGAAAAAGUUCAGUAUUUGGGACAUGUUAUCAGUUCUGCUGGACUACACAAAUCACCUGAUAAAAUUCAAGCUAUAUCCGAAACACCUCGACCAAACUCCGUUGAUGAUGUUCGUAAAUUCAUUGGACUUGUCAUGUAUUAUUCUAAGUUCAUUCCAGAUGCUUCCAGCCUACUUCAUCCACUAAACAAACUCUUAUGUAAAAACGCACGUUUCCGAUGGACUGCAGAAUGUGAAUCUGCGUUCAUAAAAGCAAAAUCAAUUAUAACCAGUGACCAGAUUCUAGUGCCUUUCAAUCCAGCUCUUCCAGUAACAUUAGCUACUGAUGCCAGCCCUUUUGGACUUUCAGGAGUUCUUUCACACACUAUGCCAAACGGUAUAGAGCGUCCUAUCGCUUUUGCUUCCAGAAGUCUCACAGUUGCCGAGAAAAAUUACAGUCAAUUGGAUCGAGAAGCUACAGCUGUGGUUUUUCAACUGAAACAAUUACAGCAAAACAAAUUCAAACAGAAACAGAGCUUGAUCCUGCUGGAAAUAAAAUACGAUAUUGUUAUUGGAAACAAGUUUGAUCCCAGUAUAACCAUUCAAGAUGGAAUCUUAUUUAGAGGAAAUCGAGUUAUCAUUCCCAAAUCUCUUCAACCUGAAAUGCUCAAGCAACUACAUGCUACACACAUAGGAAUUGUGAAAAUGAAAGCUUUAUCUCGAAACUACUGCUAUUGGAAAAACAUUGACACCGAUAUUGAAAACAUGGUUAAAAGUUGCCGUGAAUGCUGUGAUGUAAGAAAAAAUCCAGCGAAAGCACCUCUUCGCAUAUGGGAAACACCGGAGAAAAAUUGGCAACGCGUGCACAACGACUAUGCCGGACCCUUCAUGGAGCAUCAAUUUUUAAUUGCUGUGGAUUCACUUUCAAAAUGGCCUGAAAUUUUUGUUAUGAAGACAUCUCCUACAUCAUCAAACACAAUUUAUUAUUUAGAAGAAAUUUUUAGUCGUCAUGGAUUGCCUGAAAUUUUAGUUUCUGAUAAUGCCGCAAUUUUUAAGUCAGCAGAAUUCCAACAUUUUUGUAAGUCAAAUGGUAUUAAACAGCGUCUUAUUGCUCCAGGCUAUCCAGCUACAAAUGGCCAAGCAGACCACUAUGUCCAGAUAUUAAAAGAGAAAUUAAAAUGCAUGAAGUAUCAUCCAGGUUCCCUCCAUAGUAAAUUAUGCAAACUACUUUUCCGAUACAGAAUAACACCAUUGAACAAUGAAAAAACUCCGUCAGAAAUGUUAUUUGGUAGAAACUUAAGAUGUGAAUUCGACUUAAUCAAACCAACUAAAGGACAAAAAAAUAAUGCCUUGCAGCCAGAAUUUAACAAAAUUUUCAAGUUAGGAGAAAGAGUACAGUCUCGCAACUAUACAUCAUCUGCUAAAUGAAAGCAUGGAACUGUUGUUGAAAAACUUGGACGACUUCACUAUCUCAUUGAAUUAGACGACGGUUAUGUGAUC